This is a messenger RNA of Ctenopharyngodon idella (grass carp), 1312 nucleotides long. It is a transcript of the gene snu13b, whose product is annotated as SNU13 homolog, small nuclear ribonucleoprotein b (U4/U6.U5). Gene Ontology annotation, cellular component: box C/D methylation guide snoRNP complex; U4/U6 x U5 tri-snRNP complex; precatalytic spliceosome. NCBI's taxonomy places the organism in Eukaryota, Metazoa, Chordata, Actinopteri, Cypriniformes, Xenocyprididae. The coding region runs from base 221 to 607 and encodes 128 amino acids. Gene Ontology annotation, biological process: mRNA splicing, via spliceosome; ribosome biogenesis; maturation of SSU-rRNA. The record is from RefSeq and is a predicted model, not a curated record. The transcript is spliced from 3 exons. Gene Ontology annotation, molecular function: RNA binding.
UUGUGCGCAUGCGCAGUGUGUCUAUCACAAACACGUGUUGCGAGUCGCGGUAGUAGUGAAGAUCUCAAAGCUGCGUUAGUCAUUAAUGCGAUUUAUUUUUGUUUAUUUGCUAAAUUCUAGACUUUUCUGUUUAGUUAAAUAAUACUGUCCUCCGUGAAGCUAUUGCCGAGAGGACCCGUGUGUAUUUAAGUUAAACACCGGCUAUAACACAACAAACACGAUGACUGAAGCUGAAGUGAAUCCGAAAGCCUACCCUCUGGCAGACGCCACGCUCUCCAAAACUAUUCUGGACCUGGUGCAGCAGGCGUCCAACUACAAACAGUUGAGAAAAGGGGCCAAUGAAGCCACUAAAACUCUUAACCGUGGAAUUUCGGAGUUCAUUGUCAUGGCGGCUGACGCUGAACCUCUAGAGAUCAUUCUGCACCUGCCGCUGCUGUGUGAGGAUAAGAACGUGCCGUAUGUGUUUGUGCGCUCUAAACAAGCUCUUGGACGUGCAUGUGGAGUGUCAAGACCUGUCAUUGCCACAUCAGUCACCAUCAAAGAGGGAUCGCAGCUGAAACCUCAGAUUCAGUCUGUGCAGAUGGCUAUUGAAAGACUCCUAGUUUGAGCCCAUACCUUUUACAAUUUUGUUUUCAGGUUUUUUUUUUUUAUUUUUAUUUUUUUUUUAAAACAAUGAUCUCUUUGUACAAUCCUUAAGGAUUUCUUUCUUUUUUUUUUUUUUUUUUUUUUUUUUUUUUUGUAUUCUAAUAUCACAAUGUUGAGUAUGAUCCUCAGUUUCUGACAGCCGAAAUAAAGCUCGGUUAAAAUGAAAUGACAUUUGUUUGGUUGUUUGUACAGUAUGAACGUUUAUCAAACGCAUCUAACAUGUUAAAAAAAAAAAACACUGGUGUUUUUAAAAUAGAAUACAGUGUUCUGCUUUUCUGGUGUUACGUAAUGCAAACUGAAAAAUGUUACCUGUGUGUGUGUAUAUAUAUUUUUUUUUCUCCAUAGUAUAGGGAAUAUAAAAGUACAAUAAAUAUUGUCAGAUUUACACAAAUAUAGGCAAAUAAUGCAUUCUAAUUGUAUAUUAAACAUUGGAAUUCACUGCACUCUAAAAAAAAAAAAAAAAAUUAAAUGUUUGCCCAACCUGCUGGGUAGUUUUAUUAAACUCAACUAUUGUUUAAAAAUUACUAUAUUGCUCACUUAAAAUGAACCCAAAAUAGAUUGGAGAUGAACAUUUAUUAAUGUUUAAUAAAUGAACAUUUAUUAAUACAUUUCAUAAUGAUUAAAUUCUAAACAUUAAAUUGCUUAUUAAUAAAUGUCCACCUUUUGA